AUGCACCUCACAACCCAAAACGCAGACUUCUCCGCCCGGAUCCAAAACCUCAUCAAGUCCCAACGGGAGCAUGAGCGGACAUGGUGGAAAGCGCGGCAGGCGCUGAUCGAGAAGCAGGCAGCGAGAGAAGAGAAGAGGAGGCAGAUCGAGCAGGUUUUGAAAUCGGUUGGCGCGAGUAAUGCAACUACAACUGGAGCCAGUGCUGAGGACACGACUGAGAAAAUAUCCCAAGAAAACGCCACAGAACUGCAAGCCUACGACUCAAAGGUGUACCAGGCUUCAGUUGACAUGGCGCGGGCCAUAGAGAGCGAACUUCGCAGAUUGGGGGUUCCUUUUUUUUGUAUCGAUCGUGCCUUGGUAACCACGGAAGAUGACACAGGGGGGACAACAUCUGAGUCAGUAGCAGAAGAGGGUGCUAAGACGAAGAAGAUAUCGAAGGAGGAAUUAGAGGGGUUGAAGAAGAGGGCUGGCUAG
Molecule: messenger RNA, 474 nt
Organism: Talaromyces amestolkiae
Lineage: Eukaryota; Fungi; Ascomycota; Eurotiomycetes; Eurotiales; Trichocomaceae
Exons: 4
Coding region: 1-474 (157 amino acids)
Source: RefSeq, a predicted model, not a curated record